AUGAAUCCGCUUCUCUCCGUCCUCCUAUCCGCUUCAAUCGCCUCCCUCUUCGUUCUCUCUCUUUACGUGUGGGAGGUUCCCCGUCUCUUGCGCGGAGCUCCACCGGCCAAUCGCGACGACCCACGUGUCGUGUGCCAGCGAAUCACGAGCGUGCUCGGUUCCUGCGUGGCAUCCGCCGCCAUUGUCGCAUGUGCCAAAACAUUCGGCCUGUUGGACGACUCCCAUGCCCCUCUACCUUCCGUUCCACGUCUUCUUUCUCUGCAACCUGACUACCUGAUCCCCUCCCUCGCCUUCCCUCUCCUCCUCGUGGUUCUCCUCUUUCUCGGCCCUCUCAUUCUCUCCGCAUUCAAUUCACUCCAAGCCAUAGCCGCUGCGAGGCGUGAGAAUCGUCAUUACACCGCUCUAGCCAGUGCCGAUGGUGCAGAUGGCGCUGCUGAUGGUGGUGGUGCGGCUGCUUCUGUUCCGUGUGCAUCUAAGCCACUGGUGCUGCCAGUGCUCCCGAGUGACCUGCUGUCCCACGUCCGCAACCUGGUGGUGGCUCCUCUCAGCGAGGAGUUUGUUUUCCGGGCAGCCCUGUGUCCCCUUCUGCUUGCGGGCGGCUUCUCGGUCACCUCCACGGUUUUCAUCUGCCCGCUUUUCUUCAGCCUAGCACACGGCCAUCACAUCUGGAACCUAGUGCACUACCAUCGCUGCUCCCUUCCCCAAGCUCUUGCCAUGCGUUCCAAAUGGCCUUCACUGGCAGCUCACGCAUUCUGCAAUGCCAUGGGGGUCCCGGAUUUCCAAGCAGCCCUGACACAUCCAUACAGAUACGUGAUAUGCUCAUCAUUUGUAGCAGGAGUGGUCCUGUUCGCAACAUUGGUCAACCCACUCACAGACCCGCCUCUAUUCAACAGACCAGUUGCAUCCUGCCACGUCAGCCUUGGGUUCUGCAAGUGGCAAUGA
Messenger RNA from Closterium sp. Yama58-4, 942 nucleotides. The record is from the annotation of a GenBank genome assembly. Lineage: Eukaryota; Viridiplantae; Streptophyta; Zygnematophyceae; Desmidiales; Closteriaceae.